Molecule: messenger RNA, 1658 nt
Organism: Racocetra persica
Lineage: Eukaryota; Fungi; Glomeromycota; Glomeromycetes; Diversisporales; Gigasporaceae
Source: the annotation of a GenBank genome assembly
CAAGUGAACUUAAAGCUUGGCACGCACUUCGAAGUCAUUAUGACACAGAAGGCAAAAACUUGGUGUUAAAAGAACUUUUUGCACAAGACCCUAAUCGCUUCAACACUUUCUCACGUCACUUCAAAGGCGAACGUACUGGUGCCUCUAUCCUACUCGAUUUUUCGAAAAAUAUCAUUACUCAUGAGACUUUUAGAAUGCUCAUUGAACUUGCACGUGAGGCUGAUGUCGAGGGAUUCAGGGAUAAAAUGUUUAAAGGGGAGCACAUUAAUUUUACUGAAGACCGUGCAGUAUUACAUAUCGCUUUAAGAAAUGUCUCAAAUAAUCCCAUUUGUGAUAAUGGGGAAAAUGUUGUACCAGAAGUAAAUAAAGUCCUAGAGCAAAUGAAGAAUACUUCAAAUGCUAUCCGUGAAGGUCAAUGGACUGGAUAUACUGGCAAAGUAAUUACUGACAUCGUUAACAUUGGUAUCGGCGGGUCAGAUCUUGGUCCCGUAAUGGUUACCGAAGCAUUAAAGCCCUACGCAAAAAAAGGGUUAAAUGUACAUUUUGUUUCGAAUAUUGAUGGUACACACUUAGCCGAAACGUUGAAAAAAGUACAUCCUGAAACAACCCUUUUCAUUAUCGCGUCCAAGACUUUUACCACGCAGGAAACGAUUACCAACGCUGUUUCUGCUCGAACUUGGUUUUUAGAUACGGCAAAAGACAGUGCAUAUGUCGCAAAACAUUUCGUGGCGCUUUCGACAAAUGCUGCAGAAGUCACAAAAUUCGGGAUCGAUCCCGCAAAUAUGUUUAAAUUCUGGGAUUGGGUUGGUGGACGUUAUUCUUUAUGGUCUGCUAUUGGGCUUUCCAUUGCGAUUUACAUUGGCUUUGAUAACUUUUAUGAACUUCUUUGCGGUGCGCAUGAUAUGGACCUUCAUUUCCAAAACGCACCAUUGGAACAAAACUUGCCAGUAAUUUUAGGUGUAAUUGGUAUCUGGUACAAUAAUUUCUUUGACGCACAAACACAAGUCAUAUUGCCUUAUGAUCAAUAUCUCCAUCGUUUCUCGGCUUACUUCCAACAGGGAGAUAUGGAGUCCAACGGCAAAUAUAUUUCACGUUCAGGAGAACCGGUGAACUAUCAAACUGGACCUAUUAUCUGGGGAGAGCCUGGUACCAAUGGUCAACAUGCGUUUUAUCAAUUAAUCCAUCAAGGAACAAAGAUGAUACCAGCAGACUUUUUAGCGCCUGUUGAAACACAUAACCCUAUUUCUGAUGGUUUACACCAUAAGAUCCUCUUGUCAAAUUUUUUUGCUCAAACUGAAGCUCUCAUGAUUGGUAAAACUAAGGAUAAUGUAUUACAAGAAUUGAAUAACGUUAAAAAUAAAGAUUUGAUAGCACCUCACAAAGUCUUUACUGGAAAUCGACCAACAAACAGCAUCAUGUUCCAAAAAUUAACACCUUCUACUCUCGGAGCAUUAAUUGCAAUGUAUGAGCACAAAAUAUUUGUGCAAGGCACCAUUUGGAACAUUAAUUCAUUUGAUCAAUGGGGUGUUGAACUUGGUAAAGUUCUGGCAAAAAAAAUUUUACCCGAAUUGACAGCUCAAGAUAAUACGCCAGUUUGUUCUCAUGAUUCUAGUACUAAUGGAUUGAUCAAUUUUUACAAGGCUAACAGGAAGGAUUAA